GCAGGCGGGCAGAGGGACGGCCGAACUCGCGCCUGCACCCUCCUCCGGCCGCAGACAAGGCAGGGAUCCAGAAGCCUGGCUCUUGAAUGGUUGACAGGUAAACCCCAAGGGACACAGCUGAGCAGGAGCCAUGUCAGUGCCAUUCCGGAAAGAGCUGGAGAAAUACAAGAACAUCAACGAAGAUGAAAUUCUCAGCAAGCUCUCCGAAGAAGAACUGAAACAGCUGGAGAACGUUCUUGAUGACUUGGAUCCGGAGAAUGCCCUUCUGCCAGCGGGCUUCCGACAGAAGGAUCAGACAAGAAAAGGUGCUACGGGACCUUUCGACAGAGAGCGGCUCUUGUCCUACCUGGAGAAACAAGCACUGGAGCACCAAGAUAGAGAAGACGUUGUACCUUUUACUGGAGAAAAGAAAGGAAAAGUGUUUAUCCCUAAAGAAAGACCAAUAGAAACCCACACAGAGGAGAAGGUGACUCUGGAUCCCGAAUUAGAAGAAGCCCUGGCCAGCGCCUCUGAUACUGAGCUCUAUGAUAUAGCAGCUGUCCUCGGAGUGCACAACUUGGUCAACAACCCAAAGUUCGAUGAGGGAACCACCACUAAAGAUGGCAAAGAAACCGUGAGAAACGUGGUCAAGGGUGAAAAGGUGAAGCCUGUUUUUGAGGAACCGCCUAACCCGACCAACAUCGAAUCCAGUUUGCAGAGGAUGAGGGCCAACGAUCCUACCCUCCUGGAAGUCAAUUUGAAUAACAUCAAGAAUAUCCCAAUUCCAACCCUGAAAGAAUUUGCAAAAGCUUUGGAAACUAAUGCCCAUGUGAUGAAAUUCAGCCUGGCUGCCACACGGAGCAACGACCCUGUUGCAAUUGCUUUUGCAGAUAUGUUAAAAGUGAACAAGACACUGAAAAGUCUAAAUAUAGAAUCCAAUUUCAUAACUGGGACAGGCAUCCUUGCCUUGAUUGAUGCUCUGAAAGGGAAUGAAACACUGACAGAGAUAAAAAUUGACAAUCAGAGGCAACAGCUUGGCACAGCAGUAGAGAUGGAGAUUGCUCAGAUGUUGGAGGAGAACUCGCAGAUCCUCAAAUUCGGGUACCAGUUUACAAAGCAAGGGCCAAGAACCAGGGUAGCAGCAGCCAUCACGAAAAAUAAUGACCUGGUUCGCAAGAAGCGAGUGGAAGGAGAACGUCACUAGCCUUGCUAUGGAGGAUGCGAACACGCUACCCGUUGAAGAGAGCCGUUCCAUCAGCAAAUCUCAGAAAUCCACUGGUUUUAAGGGAAGACACUGGAAAGUCUUUAGAAUGAGGCUGCUCAUGUCCCAUUACCCGAAUCCAUUCCUUCUCCCCUCUUUGAGAAACAAAUCAACCUUACCUGAUUUUCUUUAACAUAUUCACCUAAACUUUUUUGGAUUCAAUUAUGUAAAGCCAAUAGGCAUACCGUGCAGGUCAAAUUGGCUUUUAUGUGGAACUUCUAAAACCACUACAAACCUUCCUUUAGCACCCUCCA
Molecule: messenger RNA, 1494 nt
Organism: Elgaria multicarinata webbii
Lineage: Eukaryota; Metazoa; Chordata; Lepidosauria; Squamata; Anguidae
Product: tropomodulin-2
Exons: 10
Coding region: 131-1183 (350 amino acids)
Biological process (GO): muscle contraction; myofibril assembly; pointed-end actin filament capping
Cellular component (GO): cytoskeleton; striated muscle thin filament; myofibril
Molecular function (GO): tropomyosin binding
Source: RefSeq, a predicted model, not a curated record